AUGGCCACGCUUCUGCGUCGCGUCGCGGGCGAUUUUAGACGGAGUAGCGGCGCGUCUGGCGCCGUGAAUCGCGCUGCCGGGUCGUUCCAGAGCGGUUUUGCCGCGCAUCCACGCAGUCUCCUAGAUGUCCUCGCGCUUCGAUGGGCCAGCACGCUGGUACUGGCGGAGCACACGGGGAGGGGCGCGGGGGGCUCCGCCGCGGCCUUAAAACUGCCCACGCUCUCCGCGGUGGCGGCUGCACGGAAGCUGGGCGGACCAGUGGCGGUGCUGGUGGCGGGCAGUGGCGACGCGGUUGCUGACGUGGCAGCUGCUGUGGCGAAGAUCGAAGGGGUGGAUGAGGUGAUUACAACAGAGAGCCCCGCCCUGGACCACACCCUGCCCGAGCCCCUGGCGGCGCUACUGACAAACCUCGCCGCCCAGCGGUCCUUCUCGCACGUGCUUGCCGCCUCGUCCACCUUCUCCCGUAACGUGCUGCCACGUGUCGCCGCGCUAUUGGACGCUGCGAUGGUGUCUGACGUGGUUGAAAUCGUGGAUGAGACGACCUUUGUGCGGUUGGGAGGGGAAUGGAGGGUAAUGAUGGGGAGGGAGGAAGGGGAGGGAAAUGCGGAGGAGGGGGAGUGGGAGGGGAGGGGCGGGAAAGAUGUGCAAGAAAGGUCCAAUCUACGCAGGGAAUGCUCUAGCCACAGUGCGCUGCUCCACCCACUGUGCCGUCCCAACGCUGCUCACUGCCGGCUCUGUCUCCUUCCCUCCCUGCUGCCUCCUUUCUUCCCCCUUCCCCCACUGUCGCAACCCCACAGUCCAAUCUACGCAGGGAAUGCUCUAGCCACAGUGCGCUGCUCCACCCCUUCCCCCACCACCCCAACGCUGCUCACAGUCCGAGCCACCUCCUUCCCGGCCGCUUCCUCCCCCUCUUCAGCCCCUUCUGCCCCCAAGACCACGCCGUUUGACUUCCAAGGUAAGCUCUUGCCACACACAGUGCGCUGCUCCAACCCCUCCCCCGCCAUCCCAACGCUCCUCACUGUCCGCGCCACCUACUUCCCUGCCGUCUCCUCCUCGUCCUCCUUGUCUCCCUCUGCCCCCAAGACCACGCCUUUUGACUUCCAAGGUACGCUCUGCCCCACUCCUCACCUGCUCCUUGCUCUGCCAUGGACCAUGUUGUCACUUGUGCUGAGCUGCAUGCACUUGCCCCGCUCCUCACUUGCCCCGCUCCCCACUUGCCCCGCUCCCCACUUGCCCCGCUCCGCACUUGCCCCGCUCCUCACUUGCCCCGCUCCUCACUUGCCCCGCUCCUCACUUGCCCCGCUCCUCACUUGCCCCGCUCCUCACUUGCCCCGCUCCUCACUUGCCCCGCUCCUCACUUGCCCCGCUCCUCACUUGCCCCGCUCCUCACUUGCCCCACUCCUUACUUGCCCCACUUCUCACCUGCCCCACUCCUCACCUGCCCCUCUCCUCACCUGCCCCACUCCUCACCUGCCCCCUCUCCUCACCUGCCCCACUCCUCACCUGCCCCCUCUCCUUACCUGCCUCCUCUCCUCACCUGCCCCCUCUCCUCACCUGCCCCACUCCUCACCUGCCCCUCUCCUCACCUGCCCCACUCCUCACCUGCCCCCUCUCCUCACCUGCCCCACUCCUCACCUGCCCCCUCUCCUCACCUGCCUCCUCUCCUCACCUGCCCCCUCUCCUCACCUGCCCCACUCCUCACCUGCCCCUCUCCUCACCUGCCCCCUCUCCUCACUUGCCCCGCUCCUCACUUGCCCCGCUCCUCACUUGCCCCACUCCUUACUUGCCCCACUUCUCACCUGCCCCACUCCUCACCUGCCCCUCUCCUCACCUGCCCCACUCCUCACCUGCCCCCUCUCCUCACCUGCCCCACUCCUCACCUGCCCCCUCUCCUCACCUGCCUCCUCUCCUCACCUGCCCCCUCUCCUCACCUGCCCCACUCCUCACCUGCCCCUCUCCUCACCUGCCCCACUCCUCACCUGCCCCCUCUCCUCACCUGCCCCCUCUCCUCACUUGCCCCGCUCCUCACUUGCCCCGCUCCUCACUUGCCCCACUCCUUACUUGCCCCACUUCUCACCUGCCCCACUCCUCACCUGCCCCUCUCCUCACCUGCCCCACUCCUCACCUGCCCCCUCUCCUCACCUGCCCCACUCCUCACCUGCCCCCUCUCCUCACCUGCCCCACUCCUCACCUGCCGCCUCUCCUCACCUGCCCCCUCUCCUCACCUGCCCCACUUCCAGUCCCACCCCUUACCCUGCCAACUCAACACUGCACGUCCUUCCAUUCCAGCCCUUCCUCCUCCUGCCCCUUCCCCCCUCUCCCUUCUUUCUUCCCCCUUCUUUCCCCCCAUGA
Messenger RNA from Closterium sp. Naga37s-1, 2352 nucleotides. The record is from the annotation of a GenBank genome assembly. NCBI's taxonomy places the organism in Eukaryota, Viridiplantae, Streptophyta, Zygnematophyceae, Desmidiales, Closteriaceae.